CUGAGGCUGGGAGUGAAGCUACUUAGGAAAUCAUGACAUCCACUUAGAACACAUUCUAUGUCUGCACACAGCAGUGAGCCAACUACAUGGAACCCCUGGUCAUGUGUUAAUCCUCUGAGCCUCUAAAGCUGAUUGUCAUGGAAAUCCAAGCAAAAGGCAUGGAGGAAGGAGAGAAGUCUCCAGAGUGCAAGGACUUGCUGCCCAGCAAAACAGCCAGCACGCUGUGCAUCAGCUCACGCAGUGAGUCCAUCUGGAAUGACAACCCCCGGAACAAGUGGGAUGUUUACCACAAGCCUGUUAUUGUACUGUCAGUGGGAGGAGCUGUUUUCCUCUUUGGUAUGGCUAUCACCAGCCUGACCUGCCUCACUACUGCAAAUGUAACAUCCAUGACCAAGGAAGCUUUUAAACUGUGUGGGCCAGCUUUCCUGUCACUUGGACUCAUGCUGGUUGUGUGUGGGCUUGUUUGGAUCCCCAUAAUCCGCAAAAAGCUGAGGCAGAGACAGAAGUACCACUUCCUCCAGAGUAUUAAAUCAUUCUUCUUCAAUCACUGAAGGCAGUUCAAAGUCAGCCACCAAGUAAAGAUGAUCAUGUUAGCAGGCAGGACCCCACCUUCUUCUAUAGAUCUGCAAGUAAUCAUCACUGCC
Molecule: messenger RNA, 644 nt
Organism: Heteronotia binoei (common prickly gecko)
Lineage: Eukaryota; Metazoa; Chordata; Lepidosauria; Squamata; Gekkonidae
Gene: PIRT
Product: phosphoinositide interacting regulator of transient receptor potential channels
Exons: 2
Coding region: 138-551 (137 amino acids)
Biological process (GO): phosphatidylinositol-mediated signaling; positive regulation of cation channel activity
Molecular function (GO): transmembrane transporter binding; phosphatidylinositol bisphosphate binding
Source: RefSeq, a predicted model, not a curated record